Messenger RNA from Salvelinus fontinalis (brook trout), 7753 nucleotides. Its product is annotated as ATP-binding cassette sub-family C member 5-like. Gene Ontology annotation, biological process: transmembrane transport. NCBI's taxonomy places the organism in Eukaryota, Metazoa, Chordata, Actinopteri, Salmoniformes, Salmonidae. Bases 3263 to 7426 code for a protein of 1387 amino acids. The transcript is spliced from 28 exons. Gene Ontology annotation, molecular function: ATP binding; ATP hydrolysis activity; ABC-type transporter activity. Gene Ontology annotation, cellular component: membrane. The record is from RefSeq and is a predicted model, not a curated record.
UCAUAAUGGCCAGGUUGAAUGACAUGUUCAGUUUCUUUCUCAUUAGGUCCUAUGCCUGUAUAUUCUUGCUUUCUCUGUGUGCAGGUUUCUUCCUCUGCACAACUCAGUCUGGGUGUGUUUGAGUAAUUGCAAUAAAAGAUGAUUGAUUAGUUUGAUAAGCACAUGCCAUUUUUCACAGCUAUUUUGCUAAUUUGGUUUCAGCAUCCAAGUUGUCAAGCACCCACUGUCUUUUGUAUGGCAUAAGGGUAAUGGGCCUGACGUUGAAAUAGUUGCGGGACUGGGAGAGCUGUAGAAUUGUGCUGAGUCAGCUACAUAUCCUCCCAUUCUUCAAAUAUCACAAGUAUUGGCGGUUGGAUUGAUCCUAUUAAGAACGUAGUCCUUUCUCAAGCCUAGUUCUGUCACAAAUCUGUGGCACAAGUUCCACCCUACUCGAGAAAAUGAUUCAUUAUUGUCAUGAACUGUUAUUCAUAGUCAUCCUAUUUUUCUUUUUUAUUUAUUUAUUUCACCUUUAUUUAACCAGGUAGGCAAAUUGAGAACACGUUCUCAUUUACAAUUGCGACCUGGCCAAGAUAAAGCAAAGCAGUUCGACACAUACAACAACACAUAGUUACACAUGGAGUAAAACAAACAUACAGUCAAUAAUACAGUGAAAAUAAGUCUAUAUACAAUAUGAGCAAGUGAGGUGAGAUAAGGGAGGUGAAGGCAAACAAAAUAUAUAUAUAAAUAAAUAAAUAAAUAUAUAAAAAGGCCAUGGUGGCGAAGUAAAUACAAUAUAGCAAGUAAAAAAAAAUAACACUGGAAUGGUUGGUUUGCAGUGGAAGAAGGUGCAAAGUAGAGGGUAAAUAAUGGGGUGCAAAGGAGCAAAAUAAAUAAAUACAGUAGGUAAAGAGGUAGUUGUUUGGGCUAAAUUAUAGAUGGGCUAUGUACAGGUGCAGCAAUCUAUGAGCUGCUCUGACAGCUGGUGCUUAAAGCUAGUGAGGGAGAGUUGUUGGAAACAUUUAGUGGGGCCAGUGGCUCUUCUCGCUCUCUGCAGAGUGGACCACUGUGACAAGGACCUAUGGCAGUUCCCUGUUAAAAUAGAGGAAGAGCUGUUUUGUUGCUCCACGUGCUCAACCCUUUGUGUUUGUGUGUUUUUGUCACCCCCUCCCUCCUCUUUCCCUGUCAGUGUUAGUCAGCAGGAUAGGAGAGGGGUUUCUCUUAUUUUUUUGUUUAUCAUGAAAAUAUAUUUUUUGUUCCCAGUCCUUUUUUUUUCUUCUAAACCUAAUUUCCUCAACUACACUAGACCUCUCAACAUGUUUACCAGUAUAUUAUUUGUUAUUUUCCAUCUCUAGCAGACCCCACAUCCUCCUGCUGCCUGGCUUCAAUUGUUUACAUAACUUUGACCCUCCCACUUACAGCCUCACUGGCAGUGACAGCCUAUAGCACGUUUGCUUCCUGUGAUGCGGGGGACUAAUAGGCACCGUAUUGGCUUGAUAGCUGUGUUUGUGCAAUGUGAGAAUAGAAACGUGAGCAGGGGGUGAUUGAGAAGGGGAGGGGCAGGCACACACGUGCUGAGAAGCGCUGUGGAGAAGAUCAGAAACAGGCAAUGUGCCACCUUCAUUCAGACAGAUUUAUAUACAGCCUCUCUUACAAGGUACAGUUCUUUUCCUGACCGGCCAUUGUCUGCACUUCAGUAUGCCUGUGGACAUUGAGAUUAUUUAAGCUGGCCAUGCCCCCUCUUUCUAGAUCUCCUUGUGCACUUCAUGUUAGGCGUAUGUUAUCAGAUUUACAAGAGUGGGUACUGGGUAGGUAUUUCCUUGGCUAAUGGGCCCUAGACAGUUCCUCCACUGCUUCAACAACAUUCUUCAACCCUGUUCCUAUUUUAUACCAUUUAGUUAUUUUUUUGUUGUAUUUUUGUUAUUACUAUUGUAAAGUGUCUUGGGUCCAUUAAAAGUGCUAUAUAAACCCCAUAUACAGUGCCUUUGGAAAGUAUUCAGACCCCUUGACUUUCAACACAUUUUGUUAGGUUUCAGCCUUACUUGAAAAUGUAUUAAAUUGUUUGUUUUCCCUCAUCAAUCUACACACAAUACCUCCUAAUGAAAAAGCAAAAACUGGUUUUGAUACAUUUUUGCUGAAAUAUUACAUUUACAUAAGUAUUCAUACCCUUUACUCAGUACUUUGUUAAAGCACCUUUGGCAGCGAUUACAGCCUUGAGUCUUCUUGGGUAUGACGCAACAAGCUUGGCGCACCUGUAUUUGGGGAGUUUCUCCCAUUCUUAUCUGCAGAUCUGCUCUCAUGUUGGAUCGGGAGCGUUGCUGCACAGCUAUUUUCAGGUCUCUCCAGAGAUGUUCGAUCGGGUUCAAGUCCGGUCUUUCACUGGGCCACUCAAAAAAAUUACAGGCCUCUCUCAUCUUUUUAAGUGGGAGAACUUGCACAAUUGGUGGCUGACUAAAUACUUUUUUGCCCCACUGUAUGUAAAUAUAUUUCAGUUUUUUGUUUUAAAUAAAUUUGCAAACAUUUCUUAACUUGUUUUUUGCUGUGUCAUUAUGGGGUAUUCUAUGGAGAUGGAUGAGGAUUGUUUUAUUGAAUCCAUUUUAGAAUAAGGCUGGUAACGUAACAAAAUGUGGGAAAAGUAAAUGAGUCAGAAUACAGUUGAAGUCAAAUACAUUUCAACUCAAUUUUUUCACAAUUCCCAACAUUUAAUCAGAGUAAAAAUUCCCUGUCUUAGGUCAGGAUCACCACUUUAUUUUAAGCAAGUGAAAUGUCUGAAUAAUAGUAAAGAGAAUGAUUUAUUUCAGCUUUAAUUUAUUUCAUCACAUUCCCAGUGGGUCAGAAGUUUACAUACACUGAAUUAGUAUUUGGUAGCAUUGCCUUUAAAUUGUUUAACUUGGGUCAAACGCUUCGGGUAUCCUUCCACAAGCUUUUGUUUUGAAGAAUGAGCACGAAAGGGCACAUUGCAAAAGUGGAUAGGUGGGGGCUCUCAGAGUGAGUUCUGCGUAACAGAGGCGGCCAUUGUUCCUCCCUGUCCUAGUGAAAAGCCAACUGUCCCGGUUGAUAUAUUAUCGAAUAGAUAUUUGAAAAACACCCUGAAGAUGGAUUAUAAAAAACAUUUGACAUGUUUCUGUGGACAUCAUGGAUAUAAUUUUGGAUUUUUGUCAGCGUUGUCGCGAGCGCUCUUUCCGGUGGAUUCCUGGGCAUAACGCAUCAAACUAACGGAGUUAUUUGGAUAUAAAAAAUAUCUUUGUGGAACAAAAGGAACAUUUGUUCUCUAACUGGGAGUCUCAUGAGUGAAAACAUCCGAAGAUCAUCAAAGGAUGCACUGGAAACGGCGGCAAGGGCAGAGGGUGGUUUGUCCCUGGACGGUGGCGCUCCCUACAUGAAAGAGCUGGAGGAGGAAGCAGUGCGGAGCAAAUACCAACACAGCGUCGGCGUCCUCAAACCUAUCCGCUCCACCAGCAAGCACGAGCACCCGGUGGACAAUGCGGGCCUCUUCUCCUUCAUGACCUUCAACUGGCUGACGCCGUUGGCCGUUCUCGCCCACCGCAAAGGCCAGCUGCAGCUGGAGGAUGUGUGGGCCGUGUCCCAGUUUGAAAGCUGCAAGGUCAACCGCCACAGGCUGGCCGGCCUGUGGGAGGAGGAGCGCAGGGUGAAAGGGGACGAGGCCUCCCUGUGCGGUGUGGUCUGGGUGUUCUGUCGGACGCGCCUUCUUCUCUCCAUCCUCUGCCUCAUGGUCACCCAGCUAGCCGGCUUCAGUGGCCCAGCCUUUGUGGUGAAGCGUCUUUUGGAGUACACAGAGCAGGCAGAGCCCGAUCUUCCAUACGGCCUGCUGCUUGUCGUGGGGCUGCUGUGCACCGAGCUGGUCCGCUCCUGGUCACUGGCGCUCACCUGGGCCCUCAACUACCGCACAGGCACCCGCCUGCGGGGAGCCAUCCUCACCAUGGCCUUCCACAAGAUCCUCCGGCUCCGCAGCAUCCGAGACAAAUCCAUGGGACAGUUGAUCAACAUGUGUUCUAACGACGGCCAGCGGAUGUUUGAGGCUGCGGCGGUGGGCAGUCUGCUGGCAGGCGGGCCUCUUAUUGCUGUGCUGGGGAUGGGCUUCAACCUGGCUAUCCUGGGGCCCACCUCCUUACUGGGCUCUGCAGUCUUUAUCCUCUUCUACCCUGCUAUGAUGUUCAGCUCAAGGCUGACGGCCUACUUCAGGAGGAAGGGCGUGGCCGUGACGGACCGACGGGUGCAGAAGAUGAACGAGAUCCUCAACUACAUCAAGUUCAUCAAGAUGUAUGCCUGGGUCAAGGCCUUCUCCCAGGAUGUGCGCAGGAUUCGAGAGGAGGAGCGCAUCAUCCUAGAGAGGACCGGCUACUUCCAGAGCAUCACAGUGGGCGUGGCUCCCAUCGUUGUGGUGAUCGCCAGCGUUGCCACCUUUUCCACUCACAUGCUUCUGGGCUACGACCUCACAGCUGCUCAGGCAUUUACAGUGGUGACUGUUUUCAACGCCAUGACCUUUGCCCUAAAGGUCACCCCUUUCUCUGUCAAGUCCCUGUCCGAAGCAUCAGUAGCCAUGGAGAGGUUCAAGAGUCUGUUCCUGAUGGCGGAGGUGGAGAUGAUCCGGGACAAGCCCCAGAAUCCUCAGGUUGCUGUGGAAAUGACGGGCGCCAGCCUAGCCUGGGAGACGGCGGGUCACAGUACCCAGCCCACGCCCCGUGGCACCCCCUUGGUUGGCGCCACGCUGAGGCACGGGCGGCGGAGGCCCGCCCAGAAGGACAAGGCAGGGGAGCAGGCAGGGCGUCUGCUGAAAGAGGGGGAGAUCCUGUCCAGCCCCGAGGGCAACUCCCCUCCCAUCCCCUCCGUCAGCCAGCGGCUGCAGAGGACCCUGCACUGUGUGGACCUCACCGUUCAGCAGGGGAAGCUGACUGGGAUCUGUGGAAGCGUGGGCAGUGGGAAGACCUCUUUGAUCUCUGCCAUCCUUGGACAGAUGACCCUGCUGGAGGGGAAGGUGGCAGUGAACGGGGACUUUGCCUAUGUGGCCCAGCAGGCCUGGAUUCUCAAUGCCACGCUCAGGGACAACAUCCUCUUUGGGAAAGAGUACGAGGAGGAGAGGUUCCAGGCUGCUCUGAGUGCAUGCUGUCUGAGACCUGACCUGGCUAUCCUGCCCAACGCCGAUCUGACUGAGAUCGGAGAGCGUGGCGCCAACCUGAGUGGCGGGCAGCGCCAGCGGAUCAGCUUGGCACGUGCCCUGUACAGUGACCGAGCCAUCUACAUCCUGGACGACCCGCUCAGCGCACUGGAUGCCCACGUGGGCAACCACAUCUUCAACAACGCCAUCAAAAAGCAGCUCCGCCACAAGACGAUCAUCUUUGUCACUCACCAGCUGCAGUACCUGGUGGACUGCGAUGAUGUCAUCUUCAUGAGGGAGGGCAGCAUCACGGAGCAGGGCCGCCACGAGGACCUGAUGCGUCUCAAUAGAGACUACGCAGCCAUGUUCAACAACCUACAGCUGGGAGAGACGUCCUUCAUAGAGGUGCCAACUAAGAAGUCUGGGAACUCCUUAAAGAAACCCCCAGAGAACACGAAGUCUGGAUCUAUAAAGAAGGACAAGCCUGUUGGCAAAGACAGCGGCCAGCUGAUGCAGGUGGAGGAGCGCAGGGGGGGCUCGGUCCCCUGGUCUGUGUACGGCGUCUACAUCCAGGCCUCGGGUGGAGCGCUGGCCUUCCUCCUAAUUCUGGCCCUCUUCGUCCUCAACGUGGGCAGCACGGCCUUCAGCAACUGGUGGCUCAGCUACUGGAUCAAGCAGGGCAGCGGGAAUACCACGGUGUUGGUGGGGAACAGUUCGGUUGUGAGUGAAAGCAUGAGGGACAACCCCCUGAUGCAGCGCUACGCUGGAGUCUACGCCUCGUCUAUGGGUGUCAUGCUGCUGCUAAAACUGCUGCGCGGCAUCAUAUUUGUCAAGGGCACUUUGCAGGCUUCGUCCAGGCUUCACGAGGAGCUCUUCCGGAAGAUUCUCCGCAGCCCCAUGAAGUUCUUUGACACCACGCCCACUGGACGUAUCCUCAACCGCUUCUCUAAAGACAUGGACGAAGUGGACACGCGGCUGCCGUUCCAGGUAGAGAUGUUCAUCCAGAAUGUCAUCCUGGUCUUCUUCUGUCUGGGCGUGAUCGGCAGCAUCUUCCCCUGGUUCUUAGUGGCUGUGGGGCCCCUGGUGCUGCUCUUCACCAUGCUCCACAUGGUGUCGCGCGUGUUCAUCCGCGAGCUCAAGCGCCUAGACAACGUCACCCAGUCGCCCUUCGUCUCGCACAUCACCUCCAGCAUCCAGGGCCUCUCCACCAUCCACGCCUACAACAGGGGCCACGAGUUCCUGGAAAGGUAUCAGGAGCUCCUGGAUCAGAACCAGGCUCCUUUCUACCUGUUCAGCUGUGCCAUGCGCUGGCUGGCCGUGCGGCUGGACGUCAUCAGUGUGUCUCUGAUCAGCAUCACAGCGCUCAUGAUAGUCCUCAUGCAUGGCCAGAUCCCCCCGGCCUAUGCCGGCCUGGCCAUCUCCUACGCUGUGCAGCUCACAGGGCUGUUCCAGUUCACAGUCAGACUAGCCUCUGAAACUGAGGCUCGCUUCACUUCUGUGGAGAGAAUUCACCACUACAUUGAGUCUCUAGCGCUGGAGGCCCCGGCCCGCAUCAAGAACAAGGCGCCCCCACCAGACUGGCCCCAGGAGGGUGAGGUGGUGUUUGAUGGGACUGAGAUGAGGUACAGAGACAAUUUGCCACUGGUUCUCAAGAACUUGUCCUGCACCAUCCGGCCCAAGGAGAAGAUUGGCAUAGUGGGCCGGACGGGCUCAGGGAAGUCUUCUCUGGGGGUAGUUCUGUUCCGUCUGGUGGAGCCCUGUGGCGGCUCCAUCAAGAUAGACGGCAUCAACAUCUGUGACAUCGGCCUGGCCGACCUCCGCAGCAAGCUGUCCAUUAUCCCUCAGGAGCCUGUGCUGUUCAGCGGCACAGUCAGGUCAAACCUGGACCCCUUUAACCAAUACGCAGAGGAGCUGAUCUGGGACGCUCUGGAGCGGACACACAUGAAGGAGUGUGUGUCUCAGCUCCCCCUGAAGCUGGAGUCAGAGGUGGUGGAGAACGGAGAGAACUUCUCCGUGGGAGAGAGACAGCUGCUCUGUGUUGCUAGAGUCCUGCUCAGACAGUGCAAGGUCCUGAUCUUGGACGAGGCAACGGCAGCAAUGGACUCGGAGACGGAUUCUCUGAUCCAGGAGACAAUCCGCAAUGCCUUUCAGGACUGCACCACCCUGACCAUAGCCCACCGGCUGCACACCGUACUCAACUGUGACCGCAUCAUGGUGCUCAACCAGGGACAGGUGGUGGAGUUUGAUGAGCCGUCCAAACUGCUGACCAAUGAGAACUCUCGAUUCUGUUCCAUGCUUGCUGUCGUGGAGAACAAGAUCUCUGUGAAAGGCUAAAAUGGGUACAGGAGGCACAGACAUGCCCUGGAGAUGAGGAGAGGGGAGGACGCUCCCAAAGGGGUCCAGCCAUUCGACAGCUCCCUCCGUGGUCUCACCCUCCUCCUCCUCGUACCCACCCUGAGCUUACCGCUCAGCCUGUGGAGGGGUGCAGCAUCGGACCAUGGAAUUAUAAUUCUACGGUUGCGUCAGGUCCUUGGUAUAAGGCAAGGGCUGCCCUGAGGAGAUGCUUGGUCAGAAGCCAUUUCAGCUGGAAUGGUCAGGGAACCACUGAUACUGUACUGUCUUUAGUAAUAUAUAAGAAAUAAAGCUUUACAUGUAGCUAUA